Molecule: messenger RNA, 1504 nt
Organism: Labeo rohita (rohu)
Lineage: Eukaryota; Metazoa; Chordata; Actinopteri; Cypriniformes; Cyprinidae
Gene: ovol1b
Product: ovo-like zinc finger 1b
Exons: 4
Coding region: 316-1173 (285 amino acids)
Biological process (GO): regulation of transcription by RNA polymerase II; epidermal cell differentiation
Cellular component (GO): nucleus
Molecular function (GO): RNA polymerase II cis-regulatory region sequence-specific DNA binding; DNA-binding transcription factor activity, RNA polymerase II-specific
Source: RefSeq, a predicted model, not a curated record
GCAACUUCAAAAAGUUAAUAGAUGGACUAACAUUACAUUACAGUGUGCUAAAACUAACAAGAGCUUGUUAAUAUUUAAUAACCGUUCACCUUUCUCAUUACGGUUACGUUAACAUUAUUUUGAGAACCGGUUUUACCUGUACCUGCACUGCGCCGUUAUAUUUCUGCGCAUGCGCAACCUCACCUGGCGGUUUCCUUGUUAUAAAGAAAGCGAUAGUUGAGCUGUGGAUAACUGUAAAACUAGGUUGCGAGAGGAUCAGCUUAAAAACAUUUUUAGGAACUCGCAUAAAUCACUCGCUAGGGUUUUUUUUUAAACAUGCCUCGCGCAUUCCUGGUGAAAAAAGUGAACAUCGCUGGUGAAAAAAGAAGCUGGAGUGAGAUUCCGGAUUCCGCGCGUGGGGACGUUUACAUACCUGAGUUCAUUUUUCCACCGUAUGUGCAUGAAGUCUCUGAGGGCAGCAUUGCGGAGUACUCCUGCUUCACAACUGCACAAAAAAACAACACAUUUCUACAGGUCCGGUCACAUGUCUUGUCUGCACAGCUGCCAUCUUCUGCUGCACAGAGUCAACCUGAUCACAAACCGGAAUGCCGCCUGAGGACCCAAAGAGUGCCUUACUUGCGCUCAAAGAUAAAGAUAACUACUGGUAAUAUGCCGCCUGUUUUACCAGUCAUCCCUGAUAAUGCAAACAAAUUAGCAGAUAUACCAUCCGCUGCAUCAUUGUUAUCCUGCCAGGUGUGCCAGAAGACAUUCACUACAGCACGUAUGCUGAAACGUCACGUAAAGUGCCACAGCGACACAAAAAAGUACUCAUGUGAGCACUGUGGAAAAGGAUUUAACGACGCUUUUGAUUUGAAGAGGCAUGUACGCACUCAUACUGGUGUGAGACCGUAUAAGUGCACUUUGUGUGUUAAAGCCUUCACUCAGCGCUGUUCUUUAGAAUCUCACCUGAAGAAGAUCCACGCCGUAACUCAACAGUACGCCUACAAAGAGCGAAGGGACAAAUUGUAUGUGUGUGAGGAGUGUGGCUUGACUGCACAGACACGGGACGGUCUGCAGAAACAUCUCCAAGAUGAACAUCCACAGAGACUGAUAAAGACAAAAAGCAAAUAUAAACUGGGAUAUACUGUGGAAGAUAACAUGUCACCAUGUUCACCUGAAACCCAUCAAAUAUAGUGCCGAAGAAAAAAUUAGAGAACCUUGUUGUUAAUAGAUGAUAAUCGUUUUGUUCCACUCUACAUGCACUUUUGUACAGUCAGUAAUUGUAGGCAGUACCAAAUAGCUUAAUUAUUGCAAUUAGGAAAAUAAUUUGGAUGCUGAAUCACAAGUUAUGCUGAAACAGUGAAGUGUCUUAAGUCAUAGUACACACAAAAAUAAAAUUCUGGUAUGAUUUUGUUUGUUUUUGUUUUGAACAUAUUCUCUUGUAAAGUUGAAGUGUAAAUUAUGCAAAUAUUACCAAUGCAUAAUAAUUUGCAUAAUAUUAUUGAAGUAUGCAAAUAAUGUACUA